AUGCCAGCGAACAGCUGCCGCGCAGCGUCGACGAGGCCGGCGUGGCUGCAGCCGGCGAGGACGCCGAGGAAGGUCACGCCGUCAGGGCGGACUCCGGCGAGCCGCAUCUCGCGCAAGUACUCCAGGGAGUGCUCGCCGUGGCCGUGCAUGCCGAGCCCGACGAUGAGGGCGUUCCAGGUGAAGACGUUCUUCUCCGGGCUCCGCCGGAAGACGAUCACAGCGGCGUUUAUGCGUCCGCACUUGGCGUACAUGUCGACGAGGGCGGUGGUGAGGAAGACACCGCUGGGCCUCCCCCUGCGGCGGCGCUUCUCGAUGUAG
This is a messenger RNA of Spirodela intermedia, 318 nucleotides long. The record is from the annotation of a GenBank genome assembly. NCBI's taxonomy places the organism in Eukaryota, Viridiplantae, Streptophyta, Magnoliopsida, Alismatales, Araceae.